Molecule: messenger RNA, 2451 nt
Organism: Daldinia caldariorum
Lineage: Eukaryota; Fungi; Ascomycota; Sordariomycetes; Xylariales; Hypoxylaceae
Product: MFS general substrate transporter
Exons: 7
Coding region: 444-2342 (632 amino acids)
Biological process (GO): transmembrane transport
Molecular function (GO): transmembrane transporter activity
Source: RefSeq, a predicted model, not a curated record
UUUUUUUUUUUUUUUUCUUUCUUCGUCGCAAGCGAUCGCAAACACUUACACUAUCGGAUAUCACUUAUACAAGAUAGCGCAACGGCUACCUAACGAGCCAGCAGCUCUGACGGUGUUUCGUAAGCAGUAAUCGGAGCCCAAAUCCCCCCGUCGGGGGCUAGUUAUCUCUUAUCUCCGGGCCAGGCGGAUAUGGUGGAUGGAUGUAUGCUGACGGGAUCGCUCUUAUUCCCCAGUGCUGUGCUCUAGGAGACAGUCCCCUGGACGUCGACCCUGCAGAUCAUAGGCUCAGGGACAGGACGGAAUCACUCAACCCCGUUGGCUUAACAAUUUUGAUUGAUAAGAUCAACUAUUCCCGGUCUUUAGGGGAUGGAAAUCGGCAAUAACAAUAACAACCCAAUACGAAAUCUCGCAUUGGUAGCCGGCAAGGUUGACGCAAUGCUGUCAUGCUCAUCUCAAUGCUACGCUACAUGCCUGGUAGCGUCGCCUUUAACACUAAGCGCGAGCCUCCAGUCUGCUUAGCUCAUUAUGGACGAUUUUAUUUAAUAUCCUUCUCGGACCUCUUGGAUCGUUUACCGAUAUGUCUUUGUUCCAAUGCUUCGCGCCCCGGACCUGGGAAAGUAGAAAUACCUAUUCGAAUAACUAUGGGACGUCUUAUACGUAUUCUGUCGCGGGCUACGGCGAAGCCGUAUAAGACUGCCGAGCUGGAGUUUGAAGAACGCCCGUACCUCAACUCCAAUGGACACGUCGAUUUCGAACCCGACGAUAUCGAGAAUCCCCAUAACUGGUCUAAACCCAGGCGAUGGUACGUGACAAUAUGCGCGGUUUUACUUGUUGUGAACGCUACUUUUGCAUCGUCGGCCCCUUCCGGUUGCUUUGGUAGCAUAUCUAAAGAGUUCGACAUCUCAGACGAAGCGGCAGGACUCACUAUAACCCUCUUCCUGUUGGGUUAUUGCGCCGGACCUCUAAUCUUUGCCCCCCUAUCGGAGUUCUACGGAAGAAGAUGGAUCUUUUAUAGCACCUUCUUGCUGUAUAUCUCGUUUAAUUUCCUCUGUGCUUUCGCGCCAAACUUCGGCAGCUUGCUCGUCGGCAGGUUCCUCACCGGCACAUUUGUUAGCGCUCCGCUUAGCAACAGCCCCGGCGUGCUCGCGGACCUAUGGGGUCCGGCCGAGCGCGGUUUCACCAUGGCCGUCUUCUCGUGCAUGGUUUGGGUAGGGCCAGCCCUUGGACCGGUCGUCGGGGGCUUCCUCGAGCUUACGAAGAACUGGAGAUGGAGCUUUUAUGUUUUGCUGUGGCUCGGCGGUGCUACGGCGAUUCCCAUGUUCACCAUCCCCGAGACGUUCGGUCCCAUGAUCUUAGUUCAUCGAGCUCGUCGCAUAAGGAAGGCGAAGGUUCCUGGUUACGAAAAUGUCAAGGCCCCGGUCGAGGAGAGCGAUCGCUCGUUAGUAGGGAUCUAUAAGGUGGCGUUGACGAGGCCGUGGAUCAUCCUUUUCGAUCCUAUCUCCUUCUUAUGUGCCGUUUACAUGUCUGUCGUGUACAUGUUGCUCUACAUGCUAUUCACCAUCUACCCGAUCGUCUUCCAGCAGAGACGAGGGUGGAACGCCGGAGUUGGAGAGCUCCCCUUAAUCGGGACCGUUAUCGGCUCCUUCAUCGGCGCUAUUAUCGUCUUCUUCGAUUCCAAACACAAGACCAAGAAGAUGCAGAGGGGGAUACCCAUAAAACCUGAAGACAGGCUGACUCUGGCCCUCAUCGGCGGCGUUCUUUUUCCCGUUACCAUGUUUUGGUUCGCGUGGACCGCCGAGUUCAACUCAAUCCAUUGGAUCGUUCCGACGAUCGCUGGCGUAUUCUUGGCGACUUCGCUCAUGCUUAUCUUUGUGGGAUAUUUGAAUUAUCUGGUCGACUCCUACUUGAUGUACGCCGCGUCCGCUAUCGCCGUAAAUACUGUCUGUCGUUCGGCUUGCGGCGCUGCGGCGCCGUUGUUUACCAACUACAUGUUUGAAGCGCUCGGAGUCGGCGGCGGAGGCUCCUUAAUCGGUGGCGUCGCAACGUUGCUAGCGGUGAUUCCCUUCGCCUUCUACAAGUAUGGCGAACGUAUCCGUGCCCGCUCGAGGUUCGCGCCCACCGGUCCUAAGAAACCUGACGAAGAAGAAGCGCAGCAAGCCGAAAGCGAGAAGCACGUAGCGCGUAGUACCGACCAUUCGCCACAGUUGUUAGAAUCGUCUAGCACGAUGAACGAUGAGGAGGCGCAUGAUUCGCAGGUUGAGAAAAGGGAAAGUCGAGACGAUGUACAAAACGCCUUAGGGGAGCCGAGAGACGAGAACAAAAGUUUCGGGAGACAAGCGUAAGACCGCGUUCACCUUAGGCACCUGGUAUAGAACGUACAAGGUUUAAAGUGCCUAUCUAUUAGACUAUUAGGUAGGCAGCUACGUAUAAAUACAGUUCAAAUUCAAGAUA